Zychaea mexicana is the source of this 537-nucleotide messenger RNA. RefSeq lists its product as uncharacterized. The transcript is spliced from 3 exons. The record is from RefSeq and is a predicted model, not a curated record. Bases 1 to 537 code for a protein of 178 amino acids. NCBI's taxonomy places the organism in Eukaryota, Fungi, Mucoromycota, Mucoromycetes, Mucorales, Lichtheimiaceae.
AUGGACCAUCUUGAUCAGAAUGGUGCAUUCGCGUGCACUUGUGGUCACGGUCUUCCUUUGGCCAUGAUCGACAUAACAACAGCCGGUGAACAGUUCACCUAUGUUCUCAGCUGUUUAAAAAAAGUAUCUGAGAUGCCAUUGUAUGGAUCAGACAUCCGCAUCAUGUACGAUGUUGGCUGUAAAAUUCGCAAGGCCCUCCAGGUGAGUUUUGUUGGACUCUUUUCAUUAAGUUUAAACAUUGAUAAACUUGAUGUACCUAUUGCGGUCGGCAUUUUCCAUAUCACUGGUCAUUCGCCAGAAUGCCAGAUCCACUUUCAUCCUCGCCUCAAAGAGGGGUGGGGAAUACAGGAUGGGGAGCAUCUCGAGCGGCUUUGGUCCUUCCUCAACGGAUUUGUGGCCAUGACACGUAACAUGUCGUCUCUCAACAGACGGCUUACUCUGACUAUUGCUCUUGACUUCUUUACCGAGCAGCGAAUAGACAACCUUGGUACCGAGUCUCUCAUGAUCAUUUUUAAAAACUGCGUUGCUCUUUGCUAA